CCCCAAGGAGCCGAGGGCUGAAGUGAAGAAGCAAAAUGGUGGCCUCGCCUCUCGCUGUCCUGCGAACAAGCAGGUUGUGCCAAUGGGGCUGGAAGAGCCGGGCGCGGUUGUCAGGGUCUCUGCCCUUCGGUCGGGGAGGAUGGACCACUUGGGCCCCUGCGCGGACAAAUGCGACGCUGAGCCUGGAGCCCGCGGGCCGCAGCUGUUGGGACGAGCCGCUGGGUAUCUCCGUGCACGGCCUGGCCCCCGAGCAGCCCGUCACGCUGCGCGCGGCCCUGCGAGACGAGAAAGGCGCGCUCUUCCGCGCCCACGCGCGCUACCGCGCCGACGACCACGGCGGCCUGGACCUGGCGCGCGCGCCCGCGCUGGGCGGCAGCUUCGCCGGGAUCGAGCCCAUGGGGCUGCUCUGGGCUCUGGAGCCCGAACGGCCAUUCUGGCGCCUGAUCAAGCGCGACGUGCAGACGCCCUUCGUGGUGGAGCUGGAGGUGCUGGACGGCCACGAGCCCGACGGCGGGCGGCUGCUGGCGCGCGCGGUGCACGAGCGUCACUUCAUGGCUCCCGGGGUGCGGCGCGUGCCCGUGCGCGAGGGCCGUGUGCGCGCCACGCUCUUCCUGCCUCCAGAACCUGGGCCCUAUCCUGGGAUCCUGGACCUUUUUGGAGUUGGAGGUGGCCUUCUGGAGUACCGAGCUAGUCUGCUGGCUGGGAAGGGCUUUGCUGUCAUGGCUCUGGCUUAUUAUAACUACGAUGACCUCCCCAAGGGCAUGGACACCAUGCGCAUGGAGUACUUUGAAGAAGCAGUGAACUACCUGCUCAGCCACCCUGAGGUCCAGGAAUUGGGCUGCUUGGGAUUUCCAAAGGGGGUGAACUUGGCCUUGCUAUGGCCUCCUUCCUGAAGGGCAUCAAAGCUGCUGUCAUCAUCAAUGGCUCUGUGGCUGCUGUUGGGAACACCAUACACUACAAGGAUGAGACUAUACCCCCUGUGACUAUCCUGAGAAAUCGAGUCAGAAUGACCAAAGACGGCCUUAAGGAUGUUGUGGAUGCUCUGCAAAGCCCUUUGGUGGAAGAGAAGAGCUUCAUCCCCGUGGAAAGGUCUGACACGGCCUUCCUGUUGCUUGUAGGUCAGGAUGACCACAACUGGAAGAGUGAGUUCUAUGCCAAUGAGAUCUCCAAACGCUUAGAGGCCCAUGGGAAGGAGAAGCCCCAGAUCAUCUGCUACCCAGAAGCAGGGCACUAUAUUGAGCCCCCUUACUUCCCACUGUGCAAGGCUGGCAUGCACCUCCUGGUGGGUGCUAAUAUCACCUUUGGAGGGGAGCCUAAGCCUCACGCUGUGGCCCAGGUGGAUGCAUGGCAGCAGCUCCAGACUUUCUUCCAUAAACACUUGGGUAGUAAGAAUUAGGGGGCAACUUCUAAAAUAUUACCCAUUAUCUAAUGGUUUUGGGGGGAAAAGGUUCAAAUACAUUGUAAGAAUAUCAGUUAAGAUUACUUCAGCUGAACAUAGUGUUUAUUCAAGGGCUGGAAAAGUGGUUCAGUGGCACAGUACCCAACUGGCUUGUGUAAGUCCCUGGGUUCAAUCCCAAGUGCUGCAGAAAACAGGCAAAUGUUGUAUGGAACCUGUGCCUAUUCAAGAAAUAGUGCCCAGAAUAAAAAGGAUGCCAUGAGUUGCCACACUGUUGUGUCAUUAAAAAUUAUGCCCUUCAGUUCUUGGGCCAGUGUUGCUAUUGUCAUCUUACUUCUAAGAAGUGGCUUUGGGGUGACUUGGGGGCCUUUUUAGAUGCUUGACACAUUAUAGGCAGCAGUGAAAAGAAGGGUUUGGCUGCACACAUAUCCAACAAGAACAGCUGUUGUUUUAAACAAAAUCUCAAUCGUUCAAUUUUUACCAAUAAAGACUUGGGAGCCACAUGCUGGGGUGAAACUCUGCUAGCUCAGAGAGGCAGAGAAAGCACCCAGCUGACCUUCCUCCGAUGCCCUCAUCCCAGAAAGAGGCCUUUCCUAUUCAGACUCAAACAAAACUCCCCUAACGAUGUGUACCCCCUUCUUCCUGUUCAUCUCUCUCUUUCUCUCUCUGACCUCCUGUCUCCUUCUUACUCUCAAUGGUAUUUUCCUGUCAACUGAUUGCUUGUUCUGUCCCUUGACAUAUAGCUGUUUUGUAACAUGAAAAAUAAAUGAACCAGAGACUAA
Cricetulus griseus (Chinese hamster) is the source of this 2178-nucleotide messenger RNA. The record is from RefSeq and is a predicted model, not a curated record. NCBI's taxonomy places the organism in Eukaryota, Metazoa, Chordata, Mammalia, Rodentia, Cricetidae.